AUUAUUUUUUUUAUUUUAUUUUCCCGCUGUAAUAUUCAACAAUCUUAAGGUAGUAGUGAUGGAGUUCGGAUUCGGCAUCGUGGGUUCCUCCGGCAUCGGAAUAAGUUCCGAAAUUCCGGUGGAAACCUCUUCGGUCGCCAUGGUUGUGCCGUCCUCACCACUACCCUUCGGGGCAAGUGUGGGGGCCGCGACCAUGACGUCGUUUUCAAUGCCGAGCUCGAUCUUCUGGUCGGCCCUCGACCCAUUCCCGGGCUCGAAACCACGGGGGAUCACCCCGUCGAAGUUGUUCACGUUACUUGAAAAAGUAGGCGUCAGCGAGGCCUUCCAAGUGGCGGCCAUCAUCCACAAACUUCCCAGGUCGUGGGAAGACUUCCAAGCCGACCUCAAGCUUAAGAGAACGGAGCUGAUGAACUUGGAGCAACUGCUCACGCGGUUGAGGAUACGAGAGGAAGGGCUUGCUAGAAGAAAUGGAGGGGCAAAGGCGAAUGUUGUAGAACAUCUGUCGGGCUCCUCACAUGGCGGGAAGGACAAGAAGAAAAUGGGUCCUAAGGGUGGUGUUUCUAAAUUUGCAGGAAAGUGCUACAAUUGUGGCAUUACUGGGCAUCGUUCCUCCGAUUGUAGGAAAAAGAAGCCACAAAAGGGAAAGAAGAAAACCACUGAAGCCAUGUGUGCGGAGCUUGACAACUUGGACCUCUGCGCGGUUGUCACCGAGGAAACCAUACCACCGGUGUCAAGAAUAUAUAACAUUCUUGUCCAAGAUGAGACGGCACGACAUGGCAUGCACAAAGGAGAAAGCAGUGAAGCAGGUGCAUCCGUGUUUGCCGUAAAGAACAAGAUGGAGGUCAAAGAGCUCAUGUGCUCACAUUGUGGGAAAACAGGACAUGAUAUUGAGGCAUGCUAUAAGCUGAUCGGGUACCCAGAGGGAUGGGUGUACCGCGAUCAGGCUGGAAGAGGAAGAGGAAACGGCCGGGGAAGAGGUCGUGGUGCUGCACGAGGUGGCGGAAGGUCGAUCGUGGCGGCUGUACGGUCGACCGUUACGGGUGGACGAGGGGAAGUCCAUGCAGUUCAAGGAGAAGAGAAAGGACCAUCCCCGCUCCCGAAUUUUGAGGAUCUGACACCUGAACAGUGGAACGCUGUUCGCCAUGCACUCUCGCUCUCCCCUAUAGAUAACUCACAGAAACUCUCAGGUGAAAUGUUGAAUGAAGAAGGAGCAAGUGUUUCUUCUCCAGUUGAACACUUCGACGAUGAAGAUGACAUGACUGCGGAAGAGCAGCUGAACCGUUCCACGAGGAACGGUCGACCGGAGGAGACCAGUGAAGCAAGUGAGCUACAGACGGUAGACCUGGUGGACCGUCCCGCUGUCCACGGUCGACCGUCCGAGAGGCAGAAAGAUGGACCUCUGGGAGUGCAACCAACGGUCGACAUGGUGGACCGUCCUGAUGGCCACGGUCGACCGUCCGAAGGGCAGCAAGAUCACCUCCAGAGGGAUGAUGAAACGGUCGACCGUGACGAGGAGAACGGUCGACCGUCUCUGCGGCAGAAAGAAGACCCUCAGGAACCAUUACAGACGGUCGACCCCGUGGACCGUUCCACGGAUGGCGGUCGACCGUCCUCUCUCCAGAACACAGCAGAGACCUUGGGACGUGGUCAGCGGGAAAGGCGCCCAAAUGCGCCGGAUCGCGCACUCAAAGAUUAAUAGUAAAUUUGGAGAUUAAAUGAACUGUUUGGAGAUAAAAACGGUUGUACUUGAAGGUGGGUUCUGUCACAUCUAAACAGUGGCGGAGGCAGGAUCGAAUCCUUGCGGGGGCACAAUUACGGUCAUCAGGAAGCAAAAAUCAUUUUAAAAAUACGGAGUAACAAAAAAUUCUAAUAAUAGUACCAAAUUUAAUAGGAAAAGAGUAAAUUUACAUACAACUAUAUAAGUACCUUUUAUUUGUGUAAUGAGGAAGAAUUGUUUUGG
Molecule: messenger RNA, 1960 nt
Organism: Cuscuta campestris
Lineage: Eukaryota; Viridiplantae; Streptophyta; Magnoliopsida; Solanales; Convolvulaceae
Source: the annotation of a GenBank genome assembly